AUUGUCAGCUCUGUAAAGCUUGCAUUCAAGUGUUCAUGUUAUGAAGCGUCUAUAAAAAAUAAUUUUUGUAAACACAUGCAUUUGGUUGCAAUGUAUAUUACCCAAAAAUGUACUGAGGAUAUUGCUAACUUGUCACAAAAAGAAGAAGAUCUACAACCUGACAGUGUAGAAGAGCUCCACAUUGAUGUACCGUCUGCUGCUAAAAUUAGCUUAAACCAGGAAGUCACUUUACGCAUUGCUGAAAUCUCUGAAAGAAGCAUUACGAAUAUCAAUAAUAUAGAAGAACAAUGCAACAAUACAUUCACCUCAAUUAUGAGUCAGUGCGCCAGUAGCAUCUCAUGCGCAAUCGAUCAACUCAACGUUUGGGUUCGUUCGUGGUUGUCUCUGUCAGCUGUCUGUUGUCCGCACUACCUCACUCCGCAGUACAAGAUGGCUGGAGAACAAUUAAUGAUAAAUUAUCCAAAUCUGAAUAACAAGAAAUUGCCUCUUUUCCUUGGAUGUGUGUCUGAYACGGAGGAAGACCAGGCCAUGAAUGCUUUUCAGCGUACGUGCUUCAGAGAGGUUGAAAUAACUAAUGUCGUAGGGUACAAAAGAAAUUGCGAACCAUCUUGCAUUUGGAGAGUUUGCUACAAAAUAAAGGACCGAACACCUGAUUACCAUGAAAAGGGGAGCGAAACCAAGAAAACUACCUAUAUCUGUCCAUUGCCAAACAGCGAUGAGGAACUAAAACAACUAUUUUUAGAUAUAACGAAAAUUUGUGGUUUCAUUGGAAUGAAAGUAGUGGAAAAGCAGUACUGUAAAAAUAGAGAGCUUGCAGUAGUAUACUAUAGUCCAAUAUUCUGUUCUUGUGGAGUACAGGAUUUUAAUAUGGACGCAGAGGAACCUCGUAUGCCGCCAUUAAUUUCAGAGGUGAUGAUGGAUUUAUGUAGCUUGCAAUUAUAAGAGAUUUUGGUUGUUGUUAAUUUCUAGGCCCAGUUGUGAUAAUGUUUAAAUUAAGUUUUUAAUGGGCUUAAGAAAUAUGUACCUUGAUUUAUAUUAGUAAAGUGAAAGCAUUAUACAGGGUAUUUCACGAGUGAUAAUGAGCCUGAUGGAAUUGAAAAUACAACCCACAAUACAUUUGCAAAGUUAACGAGGAUAUUUUAGAUAUCGCAUUGUUUGAAAAACCGAAUUAUGAAUCCACGAUUGCUUUGCUUCGAUAAUUUUAUUUGUCACAACCAUGUCAAAACUGACAUUAGCAAAAUUUCAAAAUGCAUUGGAACGAUGAGAAAACAGAUCUGAUUUUCAUUUAUGACGAAUUUGGGAAAAAUACUUCUUUUGUA
Tribolium madens (black flour beetle) is the source of this 1319-nucleotide messenger RNA. RefSeq lists its product as uncharacterized. The record is from RefSeq and is a predicted model, not a curated record. Bases 76 to 942 code for a protein of 288 amino acids. NCBI's taxonomy places the organism in Eukaryota, Metazoa, Arthropoda, Insecta, Coleoptera, Tenebrionidae. The transcript has 2 exons.